CUUACGCGGAAGUGAGGUUGCAAUUGGUGCGCGAGCUGGCGGGAACAUCCGGCGGUGGUAAGGGCUCGGCGAACAUGAACAGCCGGCUGCAGGAGAUACGGGAGCGGCAGAAGCUGCGCCGGCAGCUCUUGGCUCAGCAGCUAGGAGCUGAAAGUGCAGAUAACAUUGGAGCAGUUUUGAACAGCAAAGAAGAACAGAGGGAGAUUGCUGAAACCAGGGAAACUUGCAGGAGCAGACUAUUCUGGGCAACUUAUGACACAUCUGCCUCAAUUACGAAGCGGAAGCUUCCAGAAGAAGGGGAAGCCAUUGAAGAAGAAUUUGAAGAAUACAAAGAUGAAGUUGUAGAAGAGGAGGAAACAGAAAUGCAAUAUAAUGAGGAAAUCUACAAAGAUUCCAGCACGUUUUUAAAGGGUACACAAAGCUUGAAUCCACACAAUGACUACUGUCAGCAUUUUGUGGACACUGGUCAUCGCCCUCAAAACUUCAUUCGUGAUGUAGGCCUUGCUGACAGAUUCGAAGAAUACCCUAAACUCCGUGAACUUAUCCGGCUGAAGGAUGACUUAAUUUCACAAACUAAUACUCCUCCCAUGUAUUUACAGGCUGAUCUGGAGACAUUUGAUCUUAGAGAACUAAAGAGCAAAUUUGACGUUAUUUUGGUUGAACCACCUUUGGAAGAAUAUUACAGAGAAACUGGAGUAACAGCCAUUGAAAAAUGCUGGACAUGGGAUGAUAUCAUGAAACUGGAAAUUGAAGAAAUUGCUGCUCUAAGAUCUUUUGUCUUUUUAUGGUGUGGCUCUGGGGACGGUCUGGACCUUGGAAGAGUGUGUUUGCGCAAGUGGGGUUUCAGACGUUGUGAAGAUAUAUGCUGGAUCAAAACCAAUAAAGAUAACCCUGGGAAAACCAAAACCCUAGACCCAAAAGCAGUCUUCCAGCGAACAAAGGAACAUUGCCUAAUGGGUAUCAAAGGAACAGUGCGCAGAAGUACAGACGGCGAUUUUAUCCAUGCAAAUGUAGAUAUUGAUCUUAUUAUUACAGAAGAGCCAGAGAUUGGGAAUCUUGAAAAACCUGUGGAAAUAUUUCACAUCAUUGAACAUUUCUGUCUGGGACGAAGGAGAUUACACAUUUUUGGAAGGGACAGCACAAUAAGACCAGGAUGGUUAACUGUGGGUCCUAGUCUUACAAACAGUAACUUCAAUGCUGAAACUUACAGCUCGUACUUCACUGGAACCAAUGUACAUCUAACUGGUUGUACAGAAGAGAUUGAAAGACUUCGUCCCAAAUCACCACCUCCAAAAACUAAACCUGAUCGUGGAGGUGGAGCCUCCAGGGGUGGAGGAAGAGGUGGCACUUCAGCAGGACGUGGAGAGAGAGGACGGGAAAGAAACAGAGGAAAUUUCAGAGGAGAGAGAGGUGGAUUCAGAGGUCGAGGAGGUGCUGCCCAUCGAGGGGGAUUUGCACGGUGAUGACAGAUUUCAUGAGACUAAUUUGGGAGUGGGAUUUCAGAAUCUCAGCCUGAAUUGAUUCCUGCUCUACUUUUCUACUUUUUUAAUAUUUACUAAAGCAUAGUAGUGAACACGUGUGUGGCCUGCAGAAAAUGUUUUGCACGUUGAUUGCAGGCAUUUUGUAAUAAUCAAAAUGCAGUGCAUUUGCCUUUAAGUCUGGUGCAGUAUAUAUUGAGGUUGGUUACUGGUUUAAAUCUGUUGCAAAGUCUCAGUUUAUGCUACACUUAAAGUUGAGUUUUUAAAUUUUUGAAUAUUGGAUUUUUUGGGACACUUUUUAGUAACGUGAUUGUAGUUCAGGAUCUUAACCAAGGGUGCUGAAUAAAAGGCAGUUCCUGCAGAACUGACUUGGAAGCGUUGAUUCUGUUAUAACUAUAAGAUUCUGCCAAUUUCAGUGUAGCCAACAGAACCACCAUCUUGUCCCGUAUCUACCAUUUCUACUUGAUUUUAACCCUUAGAACCUGCCAAACUGUAGAGUAAGAAAAGCAAUCAGUUUGUUCUGCUGUAUGUCUUAUGGCUCUAUCUGCCAUUAAAUUCAGAUAUUUUUACACUAAAUUUGUUACAUCUAUUCUUCUAAAAUGUUUACCAAAUAAUUUCAUUUUUCAGAGCAUCUUUGUGAACACACUUAGUUAUUUUGCAUCCAGACCUUGAAAGCAAAAGAAAGAUGUCAUUUUUUAAAAUCAUUACCUUAAUCCUGUAAGAAUUUUUAAUUUUUAAAGUUCUUCUCCCCUCCUCCACCCUGCUAAAACUUCUUGAUUAUAUGUUUCAUUGAAGGUAAUCUCUGUACAUCAUUUAGCAGCAAACUGUAGAGCAAGUGUAUAUCUAGCUGUGUCAACUUAGAGACAGCUGAUCAUUUUUGAGAAGAUGAAUGCAAAUUAAUAUCAAGAAAAUGCAAGGCCAUUUAAUUAUUAAGCAAAGAGCUUUUAUAAAUUCAGGUAACUGCCCCUGGAAAUCACAUAUAGUGAUUUUUUUCAUUUAUCGUUGUAGAAACAGUUUUUUAUACAGUUCUGUUUAUUUCUAUAUUUUUAUAACUAAAUGAGCAUGCCUUUUGUGGAAGAAAUACCAAGUUAAAUGUGAUAGUUGUCAUGAUCUUUAACGACUUCAAGGAGUUAAGAAUGACUCUGUUCCUGGUCGUUGGCUUUGUUUCCAAAGGUCUUGCAGGUGUUGUUACUUUUAUAAUUUAAAUCAUAUUAUUUUGUACCUGAGUUUUGAUACAAGGAACAUGUUUAAAUUUCUUCACAAACAAGAGAAAAUCUGCAGAUGCUGGAAAUCCAAGCAGCACACGCAAAAUGCUGGAGGAACUCAGCAUUUUGUAUGUGUGUAGUUUAAAUUUCUUACUGGAGUCCAUCUAUAUUUAUUAGUUUUUAAGAAAAGUACUUUAUGAUGAAUUGUAACCCCAAAUCUAAGCAGAUAAAAUUGUUUUACUACACUGAUUUACCUGAUGUAGUUCAUCUUUUUAAAAUGUUCAAGCACUUGACUGACAGUCUUUGUUCUAUGAUGUUGUAAAUAGCAAACACCUAUUUCAUGCAUGCUCAAAAAUAAUUGUAUUUGCCCACUUUUUGGAAACAAAACUGAGGUAGAAUUUGUUAUCUAGAAUUCAUUACUUUGUUUUAAGAAUUGGAGUACAUUCUGAUGUGUCUACUCAAAUGUUACCAGUUCUUCACUUUGUCGCCUUCAGAGAUUGUCCAAGUGCUGAAUUUUUAUUUGCAAAUUUCCAAAGGAAAAUGGGAAAAUGUGGUGCCUAAAUUGAAAGCUCAAUUAAGCACACCUUCCUUUUUAAGAAUAAGACUUAUGUACCUGCUUACCCAGCCUUUUGAGCUUGAUUCUCUUUCCAUUUCCAUCCGUAUCAAGGACAGCUGUCGAAUAGUGAAUUAUAAAAAUGAAGGUUCCAUUAUUCUGAUGACAGAAUGACACCAAUCUGCCACUCAUUUGGGUAUUCCCAUUCUGAGUCUCAUCAAAUCCGAAGCUGUAGAGUUCUACUAUUUGAGCUGCAGGCACAAGAGUGAGCCUUCUCUACCUGUUUCAUCAGAUGUCAUCUCAUCAAACUUUCCUAUGGGGGUGGGAAGGGAUUUUAGUUUUUAUUUUAGAUGUCACAGUUUGAAUGUGGGUGAAAACUGAUUUUAUAACAACUUGUUUCUUACAUUCUUUAAAGAACCAGAUGGCCUGUUUCUGGUGAUUGGAGAUCAUUUGUUGUUCAUCCUAUCAAGAGGAUUCACCCUUUUUAAAAUGUUUCCUUGAUCUCUUUUGUGUAUCUGAGAGCAGAUAGAGUUAAAUGAAAAACAAAUAUUCACAGAUGCUGGAAUUUGGAAAUAAGAAGAAAAUGCUAGAAAUACUCAAAAGUCAAGGUAACAUUUAUGGGGGGGGGGAAUAAGCAGCAAACAAAUUGAGUGGAAAACCUUUAUCCGAAUCAUUCUCAAUAAAAGUAAUUUGAAAUUUGAAUGCUGUGUUCCUGCAGGUGCAGCAUGAUCUGCUGUGUGUUUCUGGCAUUUUAUGUUUUUGUUCAAAUUCACCACUGAGUGCCAGCUGAGACUUUAGCUAAGAUUAUUUGGACUGAGGCUCGAUUAUUUAACCUUGUACAAAAGUGGAAAUUUUACUUGCUGAGCCACUGUUGACCCCUUAAUUGUGAACAAUAAGCUGUAUAGAGGAAUCUCCUUUGUCCACAGUACCAGAUCUUCCACAGGGAAAGGCUGUGCAAGAUAAUAUAAAAUAUAGCCAUGAUUAGUACAGUAUAUUCCUUGGUCCUAGAAAAUUCUAGUUCAGACUUUUUUUUUAAUGUAAUUGUUAUUGUGUCUUGACAGUUGCUCUACAAAAAGAAGUGUAUAUCCAUUUCUAACAUCCACUGGGAGAUUGUGAUCUUUCAUUCUUGUAAAGUGGGACCUCAACUAUCUAUAUUUUUUAUAUAUUCCAA
Mobula hypostoma (lesser devil ray) is the source of this 4407-nucleotide messenger RNA. It is a transcript of the gene mettl14, whose product is annotated as methyltransferase 14, N6-adenosine-methyltransferase subunit. Bases 75 to 1463 code for a protein of 462 amino acids. The transcript has 12 exons. The record is from RefSeq and is a predicted model, not a curated record. NCBI's taxonomy places the organism in Eukaryota, Metazoa, Chordata, Chondrichthyes, Myliobatiformes, Myliobatidae. Gene Ontology annotation, cellular component: RNA N6-methyladenosine methyltransferase complex; nucleus. Gene Ontology annotation, molecular function: mRNA binding.